UCCAUGUUGAAUUUUGUGAGAGAAGACGAAUAACUGAGGGUAUAAAUUUUGUGUUGCCAUUGUGAGAUAUUACGAUUUAAGAAUAUCUCAGGAUGGCGAGAACAUCGAUGAUGAUUAGUCUUUUAGUAGCCAUUACUUUGGUUGCACGUUGUUAUGGUCUAGCUCCAAGUAUUGAACCAGCAGCGGCAAACAUAUUUAUUGUCGAACCUGCUCAGAUUAACAUCACCUGCACAUUUACUGGUGAUACUGGUACAUCUGUCCAAUGGCAAAAAGGUGGUCAAGUGGUUGAAGAUCUAGGGUUUAGUGUGAAUGCUGUGAGUAGUACAGCUGGAGGACAAAGGACCACUACAAAAAAAGCCAUUAAAGCAACUUCAUCUCUGUCAGAUUCUGGAGAAUAUAGAUGUAUUGCUGGACAAGAAUCAUCUACUAUUUAUGUUGAGGUCUUCAAAGUUGAAACAAAAGAAGAUGUUUACCAAUAUCCUAUGGAGGAAGCUUCAUUGGCCUGUAACCCUACUGUACCAGAUAUUGAUAAUAAUCCAGUUAAAUAUCAAAAGAAAUGGCAGAGGAAUCAUCAAGAUUUGACUACAUUUGAAGAUCAUGAAACAAAGUACACAAUUUAUGAAUCUAAUUUUACUCUUGUAUUGAAUAAACCAAGAAGAGAUGAUGCUGAUGCUUAUCAGUGUGUUCUGAUGAUUCAAGAUCAAUCGGCCAAUAACAGUACUUUUGAUGUUUCUAUUGAUGUCAACUUUUAUGCUACACCAUAUGUGAAGAAAUUUGAUAAAUCCAAAAAUCUGAUCCAAGGUGAUCCAUUAGAAAUUAAGUGUGCAGUACUUGGAUAUCCUAGAGCCAAUGUAACAUGGAAGAAAGAUGAUGUUAUAUUAGAGGCUAAUGAGAGAAUAGUAUUUAAACCAUAUGGUGGAGUAGACAACACUAUAUUAUAUAUUGAAGAAAUAGAAUUUGAAGAUAAAGGAACAUACAUGUGUCAUGCUGCAGUAGCCGCUGGUAUAGCAAAUGGUACCUUUAAUCGUACUAUAGUAGUUAGAGUUAAAGAUAAAUUAGCUGCAUUAUGGCCAUUCCUAGGAAUAGUAGCUGAAGUUAUUAUUCUAUGUAUAAUCAUAUUUAUUUAUGAAAAGAAACGUAGUAAAGAUGAUAAUUCUGAUGAUGAUGAUACCAAUGUAAAAGGAGCCAGUACAAAUGCAGCUGAAUCUAAUGAAGGGGUAGAGAUAGGCAAGGUCAAAGGUUGAAUUUCUUUAUGUGAUAUUGAGAUGUAUAUCUAUUGGUAAAGUGUUUUUGAAAGUAGGCCUAAAUUUAUUCUGGAAGUGAAUUGGCCAUGUUAAUAAAUGUUUAUGGCCAAUUAUCUCUAUUUCCAUGUUGCUUGAAAUAUUACUGGAUAGUAGAUAAUUUCAAAUGAUCGGUCAUGUACAUUAAAAAGAUAAGGCAUGAAAGGGUUUUUUUUAGAAAUAUUUAAAUGAACUGAAUAUCAAUAGAUAUAAUUAGCAUAAAUAUAGUCUAUUUCAAAGAAGUUAACUUUUCAGGUCAAUCAAUGACAGAUGAUUGUCUUUCACAACAUCACGGAAUAUUACUUUGACAAGAUAAUGGUUGAGGUGAUCCUUUUUUAGUUCUGAAAAUUAUGCUACAUCAUGAAAAUUGAGUAUUCAAAUUCAAGUUGACCUAUUUGUACUGAAGUUUUUAUGGAUUAUAUUUGUAUAUAUAAUAUAUUAACAUCACUCUACAAGCAUGUAUUUUAAUGUUGAUUUAAUAAAUUGUUCUUUCCUAA
Molecule: messenger RNA, 1777 nt
Organism: Lottia gigantea (owl limpet)
Lineage: Eukaryota; Metazoa; Mollusca; Gastropoda; Lottiidae
Exons: 8
Coding region: 93-1244 (383 amino acids)
Biological process (GO): dendrite self-avoidance; homophilic cell-cell adhesion; axon guidance
Cellular component (GO): plasma membrane; axon
Molecular function (GO): cell-cell adhesion mediator activity
Source: RefSeq, a predicted model, not a curated record